CCCAUCAAAACCGUGGUUGUGCCACGUCACAUAAACAAAAAAGUGAAAUCAAGUGAUUGCUUUUGCUAGCCUAAAGAGGGUGAAUCAGCAAGUGAGGGUAAGGAGCCAUGGCCAGUGCUGCAUUUGCAUCAUCUCCACAAAUUGCAACAUUCCUUUCAAAAUCUUCUUCUUCUUCUUUCCAUUUCCAACCACGCUUUUCCUCUCUAAGUCUUCCAACAACUCCAUCUUUCUCUCCCAUUAUCACCACAUCCAGAAAACCCAUCCUUUUUCAAACAAACUCCAAACUUCUCCCACUUCCCGUCGCUGCUGCAACUGCCGAAGACGCCGCCGUUGAUGCUACAGAGCAAUUGGUCACAACCACCGAUGAUGGAGUGUCCGUAGUCGUAUCAGUUCUUUUCUUCAUCGCCUUCAUUGGCUUAUCCGUUAUCACUAUUGGGGUAAUCUAUUUAGCAGUAACCGAUUUUUUGACAAAGAGAGAGAAGGAGAAGUUUGAGAAAGAAGAAGCUAAGAGUGGAAAAAAGAAAAAGAAGAAGAAAGUUGUUAGGGCAGGACCUAAAGGAUUUGGUCAAAAGAUUAUUGAAACCGAGGAAGAUGAUUAAUUCAUAAGGUUCUCCAAUCCAUACUUGCAAUGAAAUCAGAUUUAUUUUCUCCUAUGGUUUAGCAAAUUGUGUAGUUAUCACGAUGUUUUAAUAGAGAAGCGAGAAACAUUAUCGUCAAUGACAUGUUUGAGGAUUCAUGUGUUGGUUUCCAUCACUGAUUUUUAUGGGUCAAACUUCAAUCCUAGUUUGUUA
Vicia villosa (hairy vetch) is the source of this 791-nucleotide messenger RNA. RefSeq lists its product as uncharacterized. The transcript has 2 exons. The record is from RefSeq and is a predicted model, not a curated record. NCBI's taxonomy places the organism in Eukaryota, Viridiplantae, Streptophyta, Magnoliopsida, Fabales, Fabaceae. Bases 108 to 599 code for a protein of 163 amino acids.